Messenger RNA from Odontomachus brunneus, 1694 nucleotides. Its product is annotated as serine/threonine-protein phosphatase 2A activator-like. Bases 316 to 1326 code for a protein of 336 amino acids. The transcript has 9 exons. Lineage: Eukaryota; Metazoa; Arthropoda; Insecta; Hymenoptera; Formicidae. Gene Ontology annotation, molecular function: protein tyrosine phosphatase activator activity; peptidyl-prolyl cis-trans isomerase activity. The record is from RefSeq and is a predicted model, not a curated record. Gene Ontology annotation, biological process: mitotic spindle organization. Gene Ontology annotation, cellular component: nucleus; cytoplasm; protein phosphatase type 2A complex.
AUAUUAAACAAUUGAUGGCUCUAUCGCAAGAUGGACGAUAAGUCGUCAAUAAAUUAACCUGUAUCUGCAUCUUUAUUUAUAUUCUAUUCGAAACAAUUCAUUCAACAAAGAAUUAUUUCACACUAGCUUUGUUUAAAAUACGCCUUGUCGAAGUACCGUGUGCGGAGCAAAAAUUUUUUCUCUAUUAAGUAAUUCAGUCAACUUACAGCAUUCGCAAAAUCGAAGUUAUUACAGUGAAUGACAUAAGGUCAAUCAUAUAUAAUUAAACCUAAAGUAACUCUAAUUAAACCUUCUGAAUCUUUAAGCACAUUCAUCAUGUCAACAUCGAAAUAUCGUAUGAAAGUUCAAAUAUUAUCUGAUCAACAUGAAUUUGUGGUGCCAAAGAAAGGUAUCAAAGUACCAACGGAUAUAAUAAAUUGGCUAAAUUCAGAAGCAUACUUUGAAUAUUUAGGAUUUAUCUUGAUAUUGAGUGAAGCAGUUGAAGGAUUAUCUUUGGACGCAGAAUGUUCAGAGUCUCCUGUAGUUAAUACUAUUGUACAGAUGUUAAAUAACUUUGAUGAAUGGAUAACAGAAAUUCCACCUACUGAACAACCUCAAAGAUUUGGUAAUAAAUCAUUUCGCACGUGGCACGAAAGAUUACAGCAGAAUGGAGCUGAAGAACUAAAACAAGUUUUGCCAGAAAAAUUGCAUCGGGCAGUCCCAGAGAUAGUUCAAUAUUUAUAUGAAAGUUUUGGCAAUCCAACUCGUAUAGAUUAUGGCACUGGUCAUGAAAUGGCCUUUCUUAUGUUUCUCUGUUGUAUGUUCAAGAUUGGUGCAUUUAAGGAAGAUGACAAAGUUGCUGUUGUCACAAAAGUCUUUAAUAGGUAUCUUGAAUUAGUACGUAGACUUCAGUUGACAUAUCGUAUGGAGCCAGCAGGUAGUCAUGGUGUUUGGAGCUUGGACGAUUACCAAUUUGUACCUUUUAUAUGGGGAAGUGCUCAAUUAAUUGGACAUCCUCGGAUAGAACCACGUCACUUUACAGAUCAAGGUAUUGUGCAAUCUUACAGUAAGAAAUUCAUGUUCCUUGGCUGCAUCGAAUUUAUUUCAAAGGUGAAGAUAGGACCUUUUGCUGAACAUUCAAAUCAGUUAUGGAAUGUCAGCGCUGUAUCUUCAUGGUACAAAGUAAAUAUGGGUCUCAUCAAAAUGUACAAAGCAGAGGUAUUAUCGAAGUUUCCCGUUAUCCAACAUGUCCUUUUCGGUUCUUUGCUGCCGUUAACGCCAAUGAAAGCUCGUUCGAAUUAUAAAAAAACUUGUCUCAAUGAACCAUUAUCAGACAAGUCGGAAUAACGAAAUUAUAUACUGAAGAGAUAAAUGAUAAAUAUGUUUGUUACUGUGUGGUUCGUUACCAUACUUCCUAGUAUUUAUAAUAAAAUUGUUCUUAUUAUCUCUUCCUAUAGUGCUUCAGUGAGCUUUGACUAAUUUUCUCUGAUUUUAAUCUGUUGAUUAAAUGCAUAUAUAUUUAAUAUAUACGUGCAGAAAGAAAUAUCUGUCACAAAUAAUAUUAAAGUUAUAAAAUUUAACAAUGUAAUGCAAGCUCUUAAAAAAAUUGUGUAUUGUUACAUACAUAAAAAGUGUAUAUUAUAUAUUUCUAUUUGUCAUUUAAUUUGUAUCUUAUGUGAACAUUGAUCAAUAUUUCAAUAAAGCUAAAUGAUUUA